Messenger RNA from Scutellospora calospora, 738 nucleotides. Lineage: Eukaryota; Fungi; Glomeromycota; Glomeromycetes; Diversisporales; Gigasporaceae. The record is from the annotation of a GenBank genome assembly.
AUGUCGUCAGAUCAAGGAGUUUCAUUGGCGAAAAAUCAUUCACAUACUAAACAUCAUACUUCACAUGAUCAUUCAAAAACAAUUUCAUCUAAAAAACCAAAAGCAACAUCCGCACAUGAAGCCGACGACGACUGUGAAACUAAUAAAGAUCCAUGUAAUAAAGUAAAUGAAUUGUCGGCUCCAUGUAAUCAAACCUUGCCUCGUCCUAGAAGUAAUUUUACUUUGUAUAAAAUAUCUAAUGGAGAGGGUAACGUUUGUAAUUGCAAUAGAUUAUACUAUGAUACUUUACGGUCAUGUACUUCUUGUUUGAAUAAUUCUAAACAUAAAGUGAUUAUUCAACCGUUAUGGAUAUGGAAAAAUUCUUGUGCUAAAUUUGGAACUCCAUUUACCGACUUUCCUCCUUUAAAUUUAAUGUCCUCAGAUACUGGAACUGGGAAUACAACUCGGAUUACUUCUAUUUCCGACACUAAUACCGUUGACAUAUUAAUUGUAGUCUGUGUGUUUGAAUCUGUAUUAAUCUUAAUUGGAAUCGGUUAUUUUUUAUAUCACCAACUGUAUAAAAAACGUAUUAAAUCAAAAAAAUUAAAUGAUUCAAUAACAAACUUACUACAAAGUAAUAAUCUUAAUCUUUCAAAUAUUCAACAUCAAUUAGAUCAACAACAUUUAUUAUUUCAACAAUUUUUAAAAUUUUUACAAACUCAACAACAAUUACCUCAUGAUGAAACAAAUUCAAUUUGA